This is a messenger RNA of Anopheles gambiae (African malaria mosquito), 2174 nucleotides long. Its product is annotated as hemicentin-1-like. Bases 138 to 1961 code for a protein of 607 amino acids. Lineage: Eukaryota; Metazoa; Arthropoda; Insecta; Diptera; Culicidae. The transcript has 6 exons. The record is from RefSeq and is a predicted model, not a curated record.
AUUGGCAAGAAUUGCAUUUUAACACGUUCUAUCUUAAUCGCACAGCAGAAGCAGUCACCUUCGGAAUGUCGUGCCAGUACGAUGGUUUGGAUUAAUUCGCACUAAUAUAGCUCAAAAAACUGCACUCCACCAACAAGAUGGUACACUUAUUGUGCAAAACAUUUUUAAUAUUAGUGAAUCUCAGCGUUGCGCUCAGCAUUGCAAAAGCAUCCCUCAUUCACAUCAGUGGUCCAAGAAUUGCGGUCCAGUACAGCAAGAUACAGCUGCGCUGUAUGGCUUCCACCGGGCAGAAGCAUUUUCUUUGGUACUUUUCAUCCAACGGAUCUGCAGCAGCACAAUAUCCAAAAGAGCCACUCAGUUCACAUCCUUUCAGCGCGAUCCGGUUCGAUACGCACGGAGCAAUGCUAACGAUACGUGCGGUGGAUAGGACACACGUCGGUAGCUAUCGUUGCUGUGCCACUGACACACUUUGCGCUACCAUGAGCCUGUUCGUGGUGUCCGCCACGGACGAUCCUUCGGAGCUGCGACCGACCGACAGCUUGGGUGGUGGUGGUGUUGCUGUGCUGGACGUCCAAAGCGAUGGAACGUUCGAGCUGGCCAUCUUUCACGCACCGCUGCUCGAGGGAGAAAUUAGCCUCGAACGGGAGGCGGGCGCCGUACGGUUCUGUGAUCACUUUCGCCACCGUGCGGAAGAAUGUAACGAGCAGCGCACGAACGGUGUCGUGGCGUACAGUGUGCGCAAUGCAACGAUGGAGGCGAGUGCACAGUUUCAGGUUAAGAUAACGAACAACAAGCGGCUGGAAGUGAUGCAUCUGCACAUUUUAAUAAGAGGUAAACCUAUCGUACGGAUGGACACUUACUGUGUGUUAAGAAAUUUAAGUCACAUCAACUUAAGCUGUCAAGGAUAUGCUUAUCCGACGCCGAACGUUACCUUCACUUACACACCAUGUCUGCCGACGGCAAUGGACCGCUUAAGCGACAUUCAAAGGGAUGCCUGCGAGAAAAGCAUAACCGUACCGCAACACCUAGAACGCCUCUCACCCUUCAACCACACCACCAUCUUUGAGGUGAUCAUCCCUUCCUGGCCGGUACUAAAGCCCGGCAUCGUGUCCUGCCGGGCAUCGAACGGUGAAGGAUCUUCCUCGAUCGAAACGUUACUGUUUGUGCGCAAUUUCCACGAGCCAAUGCAGUUCCGUAUCGAAUCGCCCACCGAUGUGGUGCUGUACGAUGACACCGUGAACAUAACGUGCCAGGCGGACGUUUACAACUUCACCAACCAGCUCACUAUCCAUCACGGUGGAAGUAGCUUUCAUCUCGCCGGGGAACAGCUCGGCUACGCGUGGACGAUAACGUACCUGGCGCACAUCACAAACGACUCACAGAACGAGGUAGUUUGUGAAGGUCAGCACAAGAAUGGGACACGGGUCCGUAGCACGCUCAAUCUAUCGAUCCAGUAUCCCUCGAAACCGCACGUUGUGAGUGUGAACGAUUCGGUGAACGUAACGAUCGCGCACGGCGAUGCGGUACGGCUCGAGUGUGACAUCGACGGUACGCCUUCGCCCGACAUUGUGUGGUUUAAGAACGAUGCGCACCUGCGGCAUGCGCAGGGACAUUUCGUGCGCGUGGCGCUCGAUGAGGACGAAACUCGAGCCACCUACCGAUGUGUCGGUAGAAGCCGUUUGGGCAGGGCCACCAAAACGUGGUACAUUGUGGUUGAAGAAUCGAUGCGUUGGUUGCUGAUCGGUGGUCUGGGAGCGGGUGCUCUGAUUGCUUUGCUAGUGAUCGGCACGGUAGCGUGGAGUGUGGGAGCCUAUCAACAGCUGCUGCACCGGCAGAUGGAUCUGGAAACGCAAUUAAGGAUGAGUAAAGAGAACGUAGCGGACGAGCUCAUGACUGUACCGUUAAGUCAACGGAACUACAACACGCCCGGUAUGGGCUCAAGCUUGGUGCAUGAAGCCUGAAAGCAUCCCAUACGAUAGGACUUACUAUCAUGCUAUGAGGCAAUAGAAUAGCAUGGUAUACGUUAAACAGCUUUAAAAAAUGAUUAGGCUUACGUUGGUCUUAAGUUUAAGUACAACUAUUAAGCCACAGAAAAGCCAAUCAUAAUAAAGACAGUACGAAAUGUGAUUACUAUCCAGCUAAGAGAGAAGUUUGUUUAUUAGUUUACCGCAAAC